This is a messenger RNA of Ictalurus punctatus (channel catfish), 1431 nucleotides long. RefSeq names its product immunoglobulin superfamily member 3-like. The record is from RefSeq and is a predicted model, not a curated record. NCBI's taxonomy places the organism in Eukaryota, Metazoa, Chordata, Actinopteri, Siluriformes, Ictaluridae. The coding region runs from base 59 to 907 and encodes 282 amino acids. Gene Ontology annotation, biological process: immune response; immunoglobulin production. The transcript has 4 exons.
UGCCAGUCCAUGCUUCAGUGCUCUGCGAGUGUUUAUAGCCCUGUGACUUUAACACUUCAUGACUGAGAGCUGCUGCUCAGCAACUUCACCCACAGCAACCAUGACUUUGAUCAGCGUCUUCAUCUGCACACUGGCCCUCUGGACUCAAGGAUCCAGAGGUCAGGUGACUGUGACUCAGACUCCUUCAGUGCAAACUGCUGAUCCAGGAAAAACAGUCACCAUCAACUGUAGAACCAGUAGCAGUGUGUAUGGUGGUAGCUAUCUACACUGGUACCUGCAGAAACCUGGAGAAGCUCCUAAACUCCUGAUCUACUAUGCUACUAGCUUACAGUCAGGAACUCCAGCUCGUUUCAGUGGCAGUGGAUCUGAUACUGACUUCACUCUGACCAUCAGAGGAGUCCAGACUGAAGAUGCAGGAGAUUACUACUGUCUGAGUGACCAUUAUAUCGGUAGUAGCUAUGUGUUCACACAAAGAGACUGUUAUUAUCAGCUGCAGGACCGGUGUGGAUAUUGUCUGAACCUUCAGAAACCUGGAGAAGCUCCUAAACUCCUGAAACACCAGAAACACAAUCUAUGUUUCUCUUCAGGAUCCAGAGGUCAGGUGACUGUGACUCAGACUCCUUCAGUGCAAACUGUUGAUCCAGGAAACACAGUCACCUUCAACUGUAGAACCAGUAGCAGAGUGUAUGGUGGUGACAGUCUCGCCUGGUACCUGCAGAAACCUGGAGAAGCUCCUAAACUCCUGAUCUAUGAUGCUACUAGCUCAUACACAGGGACUCCAGCUCGUUUCAGUGGCAGUGGAUCUGAUACUGACUUCACUCUGACCAUCAGUGGAGUUCAGACUGAAGAUGCAGGAGAUUACUACUGUCAGAGUCACCAUAGUGGUGGAGUGUUCACACAGUGUUAGAGCGCCGUACAAAAACCUCGGUCAGUGAGAGUGCACAGAGAAGCACUGCUGCAGCUGGGAGCGACUGCAGGUGCUGAGGGGGAGGAUGUGAUACAGCACAAUGACACACACUGUGGACGAGAGAAAACACACCACACUAUCUCACUAAUGCACACACACAUCUGUGAGAGGAGUCCACCUUUCUCAGCUGUGGACAUACAAACAAUUCCUCAUGAUUCUCAUUCACUGCUUAGUAAUUAUCUUUAUCCUCAUUUAGAAAUUAUUUAUUAUAUUUUGUUGCAUAUAUGAUCUACCAAAAGACUUCUUUAUGGUUAAUAUCAAACACUAUUAUAAAGUUAAUAUUGUAUUGUAUAAACUUUAAUAUUCAUUAAAUAGAGCCACAUUAUAGAGCUGAGACUGACAUUUAACUGAACAUUUCUUUAAUUAUUAAACCAUUAGAUAAUAACUAAUUCAGUCUAGCUUCUCAAAUCACUGAACCAGAUCAUUGUUAAAAAGCAUGACAAAAUUUAUUUAAAAUUAAUUUA